Messenger RNA from Cladocopium goreaui, 1244 nucleotides. The record is from the annotation of a GenBank genome assembly. Lineage: Eukaryota; Dinophyceae; Suessiales; Symbiodiniaceae.
AGGAUGCUGAACCGGACGGAAUUGAAGGACGUGUUUCAGAGAUGUAUGCUAAGCGGAGCAGCGGCCAUUGCCAAAGUUGUGGUGAAAGCAGAAGCCCGCGAAGACAACUGGACAGUCCAAGAGGUAGGGAAGGCCACCACACCUGACUCUGCAGCGUUCAUUGGACUUUGCCUGGGAGAAGCUGGGAAGUUGUCGCGGGUUCUGAACCAAGUCAUGUGUCCCUCGAUGCAUCCGAGCCUUGCCCCGGGUGCACCGGGGCAGAUGUCGGUGACCGAGCUCUUGGAGACGCGACAAGCUUUGGGUUUGAUGGGCACCAGCCGCCAGUUCGCAGUGAUUGGACCUUGGGAAGGCGAAGCUCCAAAGACUAGUGCCGCAGCAUCCUUGUCUUUAAGGCUCCUUCAAGCAGCCUUCAAAGCUUUGCAGUUGCCUCACGUCGCGGUGCAAGAUUUCGCCAGGAGUAGUGAAGAGGCUUCACGGCUUUUGGCUUUGGCUUCCACGGGUGGUGCUGUGCUCCUUGGACCACUCACCUCGCAGCUGGCCUCUGAAGCUUGGGCAGACGUGAGUUAUGUGGAUUGCGUGGUGCAGCGGAAUGGGAAGUUGACGGGUCACUGCUGCAAAUCCGAACGGCUUAAGGAGCGACUGCAGCCUCUGGGCUCCAAGCGAACAGCUGCGAUUCUGGGCGAACGUGGCGACCCAGCUGCCUGUGUGGCAGGGCUCCAUGCUGUGGGCUUCCAGCGGAUCGUCACGGCCACGCCCUGUGAGGAGCCAGAUGUGGAAGUGGUCCAAGACCUGUCCAAGGUGAAAGAUUUGGACGCUUUGAUCUACAUGGGGAUGGAGAUGCCACUGGAGAAGUUGCAGCAGAGCCUCACUGAAAUAUGUCAGUCAAACAAACCCAUGGUGAUUGAUAUGUCCUUGCAGAUGGCGCCAACUUGGCUAUCAGAGUUGGCAAAGAAGUCAGACUGUCAGAUGGUCAGCUCAGAGGUCUUUCUUUUGGAGGAGAUGCUGGCUUGGUUCCGGGCCUGGCACAUUGAGGCAAAGGCAGAUGUUCUGAAAGAGGUCGUCGCCAAAGAGCUGGUGAACUUCAGAGAGGCUUCACAGCAAGCGCGGCAAGCUUGGACUUAAGGUGUGCUGGGCGCAAUGGCUGCUGCCCAGUGUCAGGCUGUAUUUGGCCAGCCUGCGCGUUUAGAUUUUUUCACAGAUAGCCACGGGCGAAGACCAUGAGUCUCCCUCUGCGUCCUCAAAAA